AUGGUAACAAUCGGUAGACUGCCGCCCGAAAUUCUGCUGAUUAUUUUAAAAAACUGUGAUUUUCGCUCACUGCUUCUGUUACGUCAGAUAUCGCAUGAAUACAAGAGACUGGUGGCACAUGAGCUGCGCAACAGGGAGCGGCUCGAUUUGGCUGCCGAUUACUUCUCCGUCUAUGGGUCAAACUGGCUUAGCGACAAUGAGCAGGCUUCUCACAAAAUUGCUUUCGAUAAAAUAAUUGCCUUCCUCGGCAAACAUAUGUCUCAUUUAAAGGAAUUCUCAGUCAGGGACUGCCCCGUCUCGCUAACAUUGACCGGCCUAAUACAGGUACACUUUGUAAUUGGCGCCAUUUUAUGUUCAUGUCGUUGA
Messenger RNA from Gongylonema pulchrum, 366 nucleotides. The record is from the annotation of a GenBank genome assembly. Lineage: Eukaryota; Metazoa; Nematoda; Chromadorea; Rhabditida; Gongylonematidae.